Molecule: messenger RNA, 2037 nt
Organism: Jatropha curcas
Lineage: Eukaryota; Viridiplantae; Streptophyta; Magnoliopsida; Malpighiales; Euphorbiaceae
Gene: ASA2
Product: anthranilate synthase 2
Biological process (GO): L-tryptophan biosynthetic process
Molecular function (GO): anthranilate synthase activity
Source: RefSeq, a predicted model, not a curated record
CCGACUCGAGAGUCUCAAUACGACAGAAUCCAUUCGUCUAAGAUUCAAAAUUCCGCACAGCGUUUCUCUUUCUACAUCUCUCAUGUGCGAAGUUUCUCCGGUUCAGUUCUCACUGCAUAGCAAGUGCUCCUUGGCAAUGGGGAGAACCCUAGCCGUCACUCCCCGUCAGCUUCCGUUGAGUCUGCCUUUACCUACAAGAUCUUCCGUUAAGUUUAAUGGUAGAGUCUCAAGCUCAAUUUCCACCUCUCUUGCUUUACGUGGCUCCGCCAGUACUUGUGUCCGUACGCUCAAAUGCUCGGGUUCAAUUUCUCAAUCAUAUGCUGAUCAAUCAGAGAAAUUUUUAGAAGCCUCCAAGAAGGGGAAUAUAAUUCCUUUAUACCGUUGCAUAUUGUGUGAUCACCUUACUCCAGUUCUUGCUUAUCGCUGUCUGGUUAAGGAAGAUGAUAGAGAUGCUCCAAGCUUUUUAUUUGAGUCAGUUGAACCUGGUUUGGAUGCUUCCACUAUUGGACGAUACAGUGUUAUCGGAGCUCAACCAAGUGUAGAGAUUGUGGCUAAAGAAAAUAUGGUUACAAUUAUGGACCAUUAUGAAGGACUGAGGACAGAGCAGAUUGUGGAGGAUCCGAUGGAAGUUCCUAGGAGAAUGAUGGAGGGUUGGACUCCCCAACUUGUUGAUGAGCUUCCAGAAGUAUUUAAUGGUGGAUGGGUCGGCUAUUUCUCAUAUGACACAGUGCGGUAUGUAGAGAAGAAAAAACUGCCAUUUUCUACUGCCCCACCAGAUGAUAGAAACCUCCCUGAUGUACAUCUUGGCCUUUAUGAGGAUGUUAUGAUAUUUGAUCAUUUGGAGAAGAAAGCAUAUGUUAUUCACUGGGUGCGAUUAGAUCAAUAUUCUACUGUUGAGGAGGCCUUUAAUGAUGGGAUUAACCGGUUGGAAAAUCUUAUAUCUAGGGUGCAUGAUACAGAUACACCUAGGCUACCUGCAGGUUUAAUAAAGUUGUCAACCCGUCUCUUUGGCCCUAAAUUAGAGACUUCGAGCAUGACAAGUGAAGAAUACAAGGCAGCAGUCUUACAUGCUAAAGAGCAUAUACUGGCUGGUGAUAUAUUUCAGAUUGUAUUGAGUCAACGUUUUGAACGUCGUACAUUUGCUGAUCCAUUUGAGAUCUACAGAUCUUUGAGAAUUGUUAAUCCAAGUCCAUAUAUGGCUUAUUUACAGGCUAGAGGGUGUAUACUGGUUGCUUCUAGUCCAGAAAUUCUCUCAAGUGUGAAGAAGAAAAAAAUUAUAAACCGCCCCCUUGCUGGGACUGUUAGGAGGGGAAAGACACCUAAAGAAGAUAAAAUGCUGGAGAAGGAACUUUUGAAUGAUGAAAAGCAAUGUGCAGAACAUAUUAUGUUAGUUGACUUGGGAAGAAACGAUGUGGGAAAGGUCUCCAAACCUGGUUCUGUGAAAGUCGAAAGGCUCAUGGAUAUCGAGCGAUAUUCUCAUGUUAUGCACAUCAGCUCAACAGUCACUGGAGAGUUACUUGAUCAUUUAACUAGCUGGGAUGCAUUGCGUGCUGCACUACCUGUUGGCACUGUUAGUGGGGCACCGAAGGUAAAAGCAAUGGAGUUGAUUGAUCAGCUAGAAGUGACAAGACGAGGUCCAUAUAGUGGUGGCUUUGGAGGCAUAUCGUUUUCUGGAGAUAUGGAUGUUGCCCUAGCUCUCAGAACUAUGGUCUUUCCUACUAGCUUCCGGUAUGAUACAAUGUUUUCAUACAAUGACAUGAACAAGCGACGAGAGUGGGUUGCUCAUCUGCAGGCUGGGGCUGGUAUUGUGGCUGACAGUGAUCCUGCUGAUGAGCAGAGAGAGUGUGAGAACAAAGCUGCUGGUCUGGCUCGUGCCAUUGAUCUUGCAGAAGAAUCAUUUCUCAAGAAAUGACUAAAUUAAGGAGUUUCAUGUUUUUUUUUUUUUUCUCAAGUAGUUUGUGCUCAAAUUUAAGUGUUUUAUGAUGAAUUUUUGGUUAUAUUUGGUUUUUUAAUUCGGAAAAUAGGCUUUUAUUUUAA